AUGUCUGAUUACAGUAAUUGGGGUGGUGACACGCAUGUCGAAAGUUGGAGUGAUCCACGAACUGCUAAUGAAGGUUGGGGAGAAACACACACAAAUGAAGGAUGGGGUGUGUUACAAGCGGAUGAAAUAGAUGCCUUUAAUAGUUGGAUAGAUAAUAAUGAACAAAGUUGGAAUGGAACGAUAACACAAAACUCUGAGAUUCGAGAACGAACAGAGUUAUUAGCAGCAAUACAAAGUUCUCGGAAAAGCGUAGAACGAUCUUUUAUAAGUAACGAUCAACAGAGACCAAAGUUACAAAAUAACUUUCGAAAUCAGUACAAAAAACCGAAAUCACAUGAUAAUUACCGACCAUAUAAAACGGAAACGCAAGAAACAAGACCUAAAGUUUUUAACUCCAACUAUGAACAUCUCCAAAUUGUUACUCCAGAAACGCAAGUAUUUGAUAAAAGGUUAUUACCUUCAACGCUAACGCCGAUCGUUGAAGAAUGGGAAUACUCUAACACAAGAUGGGAAGAUGAUGUUACUUCUUCAUUUGAUGAUACUGUUGUUAAACAAAUUACCAUUCAACUCUCCCAAACGCAAAUUUCGCCGCAAACAUCGGAGCCACUGAAAAACGAUUCACAAGUUAAUGAUAUAUCUAACGUAGAAAAUGUGGAAAAACGCAAAGAAGUUGGUAAAAAUUUAUAUACUCAAUGUAUUGAUCUCGUAGCUAAAAGAAUAAAAGCGUUGAAUAAACGAUUGGCAAAGAUCGAGAAAUCCGAAGAAUUUUUACAAAAAGAUCCUAAAAAUAAAUCUAAGCUUAACAACGAUCAACUUCAAUCAAUCGAAAAAAAAGAACAAGUUAUUGGCGCAAUAAAAGAACUUGAAGAAAUUUAUAAAAAGAUAGUUAACAUUGAAGUUGAGGGAAAAACGAAUAAAAAGAGUAAAGCUGAUUGA
Dentiscutata heterogama is the source of this 936-nucleotide messenger RNA. Lineage: Eukaryota; Fungi; Glomeromycota; Glomeromycetes; Diversisporales; Gigasporaceae. The record is from the annotation of a GenBank genome assembly.